AUGUUUGCUGAUAUCUCCACUAUUCUGAGUACUUUGAAACAGGAAGUAGACCCACAACUUUCGUACCUUUUUGACGAAUUUGAGAGUUUAUACGAUUCAAAACUAUGGCAUCAGCUUACAGAGAAGCUUGAGCUAUUCUUCCAGGAUGAAAGAACCGGACCACUGAGACUAAGAGUAUACGAUGCGUUUGUUUUGAAAUUCCAAGACAAGAUCAGUCAAUUGAGUGUUGUGAGUUUUCUACUGAGCUCUCUCAAGGCUGAGAACGAUCCAGAAGCUGCCCUGGGAUAUCUAGAAGAUUUGCGCAAAAGCUUCAAGGAAAUUGACGCGAAGAAACAGAGAAAUGAUGGGCUAAAAUCACAUUUCGAUGGUGUUCUGCUGAUAGACAUCGAAAUUGCAAGAUUCCAUCUCACUAAAGGAGAUUUGGUGAAGUCCAGGGACUCAUUGGACGCAAUUGAAGCGACCAUUGAGCUGCAAGACGUGAUGCCAUUAGAAGUCACCAGUGCAUUCUACUCUGCAAGCUCGGAAUAUUAUCAGGCCAAAAGGGAUUUCAAUUCAUUCUACUACACAAGUCUGCUGUACUUAUCAACUGCUGAAGCGUCUCGUUCUGUUCCAGAAUUCUCUUUUUUGAGACGCCAACAACUUGCGUAUGAUCUUUCCAUUGCAGCGUUACUAGGUGACAAAAUUUACAAUUUCGGAGAACUACUGCAUCAUCCUAUAAUGGAAAGCAUCUCAUCUGAUCCACAAUACGAGUGGCUAUUCCAAUUUCUCAACACGUUAUCAAGCGGUGAUUUCGAUCAAUUUGACAAAAUAUCCAGGCAGCGAGUUUCCCAAGUUCCAAUUCUUUCCACGCACGAGUCUUUCUUAAGACAAAAAAUAUGCUUAAUGACAUUGGUGGAAAGCGUUUUUGUCAAAAAUAUCAGAACUCUGUCAUUCCAAGAUAUCGCCUCCGCUACACACCUCCCCAAGGAUAACGUAGAACAUCUCGUUAUGAGAAGUAUUAGUCUGGGGCUGCUCAAGGGAUCUAUCGACCAAGUUCAAGAACUGGUGACUGUUACGUGGGUGCAACCGCGGAUUAUUAAUGCUGACCAGAUCAACAAAAUGAAGCAGAGACUAGUUGAAUGGAAUAGCGAAGUUAGCAAUCUCGGGCGCAAAAUCGAAGCCCGUGGUAAAAGCAUUUGGGUUUAA
Molecule: messenger RNA, 1185 nt
Organism: Lachancea lanzarotensis
Lineage: Eukaryota; Fungi; Ascomycota; Saccharomycetes; Saccharomycetales; Saccharomycetaceae
Gene: RPN9
Product: LALA0S20e00254g1_1
Exons: 1
Coding region: 1-1185 (394 amino acids)
Biological process (GO): ubiquitin-dependent protein catabolic process
Cellular component (GO): nucleus; proteasome regulatory particle, lid subcomplex; cytosol
Molecular function (GO): structural molecule activity
Source: RefSeq, a predicted model, not a curated record